Apis laboriosa (Himalayan honeybee) is the source of this 1135-nucleotide messenger RNA. RefSeq lists its product as uncharacterized. Lineage: Eukaryota; Metazoa; Arthropoda; Insecta; Hymenoptera; Apidae. Gene Ontology annotation, biological process: positive regulation of voltage-gated potassium channel activity; regulation of synaptic transmission, cholinergic; sleep. The record is from RefSeq and is a predicted model, not a curated record. The transcript is spliced from 3 exons. Bases 272 to 712 code for a protein of 146 amino acids.
AGGAAACGGCCAGUGCUUCACCAGCUGUCGAGGCCGAAUGGUUGGCCUCGUCAACCCCUUCGUCUGACCGCGUUUUCUCCUCUCUCGCUCUCACUCUCUCUCUCCCACUUUCUCGCUCGUUCUCUCUCUCUCUCUCUCUAUUCGUUCUCCUCUCCUCCACCACCCUCUCGAUCCGUCGGCCUCGUGGACCUCGUCUGUCGAGGAAGGUGGAAUUAUAAGGUGGAAGGAAGUGGGUUCGAUAACAAGGAUUUAACAACAGCAGGGAGGAAAGAUGAGACGCAUCGGCAUCCUCGUCGUUUGCCUAUUGGUCGUGCUCGGUUUUUACGGUAUAAACGCGAUGCAAUGUUAUCUCUGCAACAGUCACAACGACAGCCGAUGCGCCGACGAGAAUCCACCGGACGCGUUGAAAAAAGAUUGCUCCGAUCUGAAGAACGGCGCAAAGUACACCAUGUGCCGAAAGAUCACGCAAGUCAUCGAGUUCAGCGUUAAUGGACUUCCACCCGACACGAGAGUGAUAAGGGGCUGCGGAUGGGACGAGUCGAAUUACAAGGGGAAAUGUUACCAGAGGAGCGGUUUCGGUGGCCGCCAAGAGGUUUGCUCGUGUCUGACAGACUUUUGCAACACGGGUACACCGAGCGUUCUACCGCCAACGUCGUUGAUCGCCUCGUGCGUCGCCGCCAGUGUCCUUCUAGCGUACAUGCGUAAUAAUUAAUUUCUUCGAAAGUAAAAAGAAAAGAAAAGAAAAGAUAAAAAAAAAAAAAAAGAAAAUAGAGAAAGUAUCGACGUACUCUUUCGACUCGGUCGACGACGAAGAUCAACGUUCCGCGAUUUCGAGAUCGUUAGUAUUCGAGUAUCGUAUAUAUAAGUAAGAAAGAUGUGUAAACAAGGGGAAACGGAACUGACGAUCUCGAAAACGAGAAAUUUGAAUUUUACGCAAAAAAAAAAAUUCUAGAAACACUGUGCAAUGGCUUCCUCUCCAUCGGGUUCGAGAAAUUAAAAAAAAAAAAAAUAUCGUAGGUUUAGAUGAGAUUAUGCGUAUACGUAUACAAUGCUGUUUCCGAUCGCCUGUUUCGAACGAAAGGGGAAAGAUCGCUUUUUAACGGAAAGAAACGAAAUAAAACGAUGUUAAAAGAUG